AUGAAGUCUCCUUUGUGUUCUCUUCUAAAUUUGUUUGCUACCAAGAAAAAAUCCCCUCAAUUGGAAUAUGGUUCAGAACUUCCGGAUGGGAUAUGCCGUCGAUUUUCACUAGCAGAGCUCAAAGCCGCUACUAACAACUUCCACCCAGACUCCAUCAUUCAUAAUAUUCAUUCCUGGAGUGCUGUUUAUAAAGGGACCAUCGAUGAUGGAACCGUUGUUGCUAUCAGAUGCAGCUAUAACAGUUCAAAAUCAAAUGAGGUAGAUAUGCUUUGCCAGUUGCGUCACCCACAUCUCGUCUCUCUCAUCGGUUUCUGCCUCCUGGAAAAGAAGAUUCUUCUGGUGUUAGAAUACACGAGCAGAGGGUCACUCGCUGAUUUUCUCUAUGGGGGCGGGAAGGAUUUUGAACCACUAUCUUGGAAACACAGGCUGCAGAUGUGUAUCGGUGCAGCACGUGGAUUACAUUACCUUCACGCAGGGGCCAAGCGUUCUGUAAUCCACCGUGACAUCAAGACCUCAAACAUACUUAUAGAUGAGCAAUGGUCUUCUAAACUUUCUGAUUUUGACUUGUCCAAACUUGGUCCUCAUACUCGUAGCAUGUCGAAAGCCUUGAUAGGAACAGAUUCACGCGUGGUGGGAACUUUUGGAUAUAUGGCUCCAGAGUAUGCCAUGUAUGGGGAACUAACAGUAAAAUCGGAUGUCUUCUCGUUUGGGGUCAUUUUGUUCGAAGUUCUUUUUGGCAGAGUAGCGAUUGAUAGCAGCUUACCGAAGAAUCAAAGUUACAUACUUGAUUGGGCCAAGGAACGCCUAAGGGUAGGAACCAUUUAUCAUGCCAUUGAUCCAUACCUCAAGGGAAGGAUAGCUCCGGAAUGUUUGAACAAGUAUUACGAAAUCGCUUCUAGUUGUGUCCACCGUAGGGAAAAUGAAAGGCCAAUGAUGGGCGAGGUGGAGGUCACACUAGAGCUUGCCUUGGAGCUUCAAGACAGAGCAGAUGCCGAAAUGGAGGCCAUCAAUCCUUCUGGUGAUGGUGAAUAUCUAUAUGAAGAAGCAUUGUUUUCUGCCUUUGUUAGGAAAUUUUCUGGUCUUGAUAGAAGUUCUAAUUACUAUGGCUAA
Molecule: messenger RNA, 1110 nt
Organism: Hibiscus syriacus
Lineage: Eukaryota; Viridiplantae; Streptophyta; Magnoliopsida; Malvales; Malvaceae
Product: receptor-like protein kinase ANXUR2
Exons: 1
Coding region: 1-1110 (369 amino acids)
Biological process (GO): protein autophosphorylation
Cellular component (GO): plasma membrane; plasmodesma
Molecular function (GO): transmembrane receptor protein tyrosine kinase activity; ATP binding
Source: RefSeq, a predicted model, not a curated record